CCCUCAUAUGCAAAUCGAAAUCCUCCGCUUGAUUGUCGGUUCUUCUUCUCCUCCCACGCCUUGAAGCUGCCUCCUCUUUUACCCUAAUGCAGCGCCUCUACUCUUGUUCGCGACCACUCGUAUCCUUCAUGGCCUCUGCUCCGCCUCGCUGGUGGCCGCCAGCGCUUGCGCGACAAGUUUUCGCACCCAUGGAAUCUCCCUAUCCACCUGUCCGUCGCGUUCACAGAUCUCCUCAUGGAUCUCAGAAUAUGGACGGCAGCAGUGGAGUAAAAAGCGAUGAAAUCAGUAAACUAGACAUGCGACUGCUCAUCUCUUCUGCCAACGAGAACCCUACCUUCAGUCAAGGCAUGAACAACGUAGAGAGGAGGCCGAUAACAAAGGUGUUUAAAGCCCAUGGUGAAGAUGCGAGGAAAACCAGCAUGGAUGUUAUAUAUGGUAAUGAAAGUGCCUGUAGGACAACCUUGGAGGUUAUAGAUGUUAUAGGUGGCAAACAAGAUACAUGGGGGAAAGCUGUGGAUGAUUCUGGUCAUGGGGAGGGAAUUGUGGCGAGCGAUGACGAAGAAUACGAUAGCUUGUUUGCAAAGAUGGUUGAGCAACGUUCUGAUGGUGUAGCCCCUUUGUAUACACUUCCGAAAUCCAAACACCGUGAUGGUUCUAUAUACAAGAGCACUGAUCCUAAUCCUUGGAGAAAACAAUACAAUAUUGCGGACUGUAAGGAGACUUGUUUGGAGGCAAUGAUGUUAGCAGACCCACCAGGUUGCUUCUACUUAAAUGGAUUUUGCCUGCGGCAUGCACCUAGUCACAUGUUCCAAGUUUUCUCAUUGAAGUUGGCUGAAAUUACUGGUGAUGAUGGGUUAGUACAGUUGUAUGGAUACAUAGCAGUGCGGGAUCAUCUGGAUCCAUUGCGUAAUUAUGUCGUCAAUUUUACCAGAGAUGCUCCCAUCACUGUGGAGAAGGGUUCUCUCAUCCACAUGACUGGCCCUAAGCGAGGGAUAGAUUUUCGUGACGAUAUUGUAAUUGAAUAUGACAUGAGGAUCAAGACAGGCGAAGAAGAAACGCAUGAUCUAUCGCUUAUAGAUGGUGCAUCGUUCAUAGGGAAUGUGGACGUAUCGAGCGCACGCGCACGUGCAAAACGUAUCCUUGGCAAUGGUGGUGCAAUUGACAUAACAGUAUCGCGUAUCGAGCACGCCGUUGAGGCGACUGUAGAAGUUCUUAUAUCAGAAGUGCAGAGGGGUUUCAAUUUGUGCCUUGGUUGUUUUACCAGUGAUUUGGAUGAAGAAAUCCAACUCUUUGAUGGUGCCAUUGGUGAGUCACGAUGCUUAAAGAGGUCUGUGGUUGCUGUAGCUAUACGUUCUUGGUUGGAGCUGAAGUUCAAGGUUGGCCCGGAGUCAUCCAGUUCAGCUGAACAUUGUUGUUCCUUCCGGGCGAACAGCCAUGGGCUUGGUACUCAGAAGAUAAACACUGGUUCUGCGUUGAUCUCAGUGAAUGUGACUUGGUCGCCAUUGCCUUGUGGGGCAUCGAAGUUUUUCUAGUUAAUCUUUAAACUUUGUCAGCUAAGCAUGCCUGUAGCGAGCUUUCAAAUAGGCAGUCUAGAGUGGAACACUUAUACGUGAUAAAGCGCUAUAUUGGCUGCCUAUGUUGAGUGAACAUGGAUCAAACCAGUGUGAUAAACAAGUUUCUGUAUUGUA
Molecule: messenger RNA, 1688 nt
Organism: Triticum aestivum (bread wheat)
Lineage: Eukaryota; Viridiplantae; Streptophyta; Magnoliopsida; Poales; Poaceae
Exons: 4
Coding region: 87-1532 (481 amino acids)
Source: RefSeq, a predicted model, not a curated record